CAGCAGCUCUGAAACCAGCUGAAAGCACUCGGAGAGUGAUUACCAUCCAGCAGCAAACACAAGCAGAGAUGUCAGAAAAACAUUUGGAAAGACGCAAUCCCUUUAGAAACUGCAUCCCAUCAGGUCGCCAGCUUCCCCGGACCCCUCCGAUGACGGCUGUGAAGAAGCAGCUGAAGUUCUGUGAUCCAGAGAAGUGCAAGACCCCAGACACAGAUGUUGACACAACAAAGCAACAAAGUCCAGCUCUUGGGUGCAGCUUUACUGAAGCAGCUAAUCUUGACACCUUGCUGAAGGGGAUGAAGGGCUAUCAGCCCACCCAGAGUGACUUGGAAUUCAUUGAAAAGAUGAAGGAAGAAAAGCUUGUUAAAAAGCUUCAGGACGAUUUGCAAGAUUUGCAGAAGCUGCUGAAGAAUAAAAUGAUGGCCUUGGAGCUUGCAAAAGCUUCCAGGAAGAUGACCCAGGAUGAACUUGACAAGUUCCCCUCCUGUGAGGACCUAAUGAAGUGGGCCAAACUGGUGCUCAGAAAGACGUCUCCUUUAACAGUGCUUGAUGAUCUGGACAUUGAGUCUCUACUGGUCAGUAUAACAACUGAAGACAUUCAGAGCUUUAUGGAGGAGAAGAAGAAAGAAGUCGAUCAGCUUAAGGCAGCGGUGGAAGAAAUGAAUGAGACAGCUGACAAGAAAAGAGGGCAGCUUGAAAAUCAAGUUGCUUGCGAGAAGCUGAAGAUCCAGGAGCUGGUGAGGCAGCUGGCUGACCUGAAAUCUGAAUUAUCACAACAGGAGUCAUAUCAGCCUCCUGAGGUGCAGAAAGAACCAGAGGAUCUGGAGGAACCACAAGCCACAAAAAGCAAAGAAAAAUAUCAAGGAAGUGGAAGGAAGGAGGUGAAACUUUGUGAGGCAGCAACAAAUGGUAACUCAACCAGGCGUAAACACACAAAUGAGACCAAGUCAAAAGGAAAGAAGAGAAAAGACGUUUUGGGAACGAGGCCAGAAGAGAAGCAACAGAAAUCUGCAUCAGAACCAAAGACUUUAAGGUCAGCCCGAGGAAAACCACGAAACAAACAGGAGGGAGAGGUCUCUGAAGCGUCUGAGCAGGUGCAGAGGGACAGACGAAGGCCUGCCGGAACCGGCCCGAAAACAGCUUCACGAGCAGAAAGUCAGAAGGAGGUGAAUCCUGAGGGGAACCGGACCACUCGAGCCGCUUCACAGAGCGGGAAGAAAGGAGCCGCGGCAGAAGCUCAGCCUCUCGGUCUGAGGCGCUCAAAGAGGAUUGCCAACAAAAAGUAAACCUUUGUUUCAUUUGUUUCUGGUGUUUUUCAUGAAGAAUGAAGUCAGACUGAGUUAAUGUAGUAAUAAUCUCCAUCAGUGGAAUGACUUUACUCUAUUUUCUCAUAUUCUGACCUCAGAAAGCUACCUGUCCCACUCAGUGCUCCACAGAUUUUAAAUCUUGUAUUCCAGGUGAGAUGGAAGGGUUUCUACAAGAAGUCUGUGCCAAAAAGGAUUUUUUGGUGUAAUCAAACUUUUUAUUUUCUUUUCUUACCUUGUCCCUUUUUUAAAAAUUGCUUCUUGGUGAGUUUAUAUCUUUGAAAGUUGUGGAGUGAGUUGGAAGUUUUUAAUGGCUUUUUUCUUCAUAUUUAAAAUACUUUGGACAACUGCUUUAUCGAAAUAAAAUUAUUUGUUCAGAUCUUGUAAA
Messenger RNA from Austrofundulus limnaeus, 1692 nucleotides. Its product is annotated as neurofilament heavy polypeptide. The transcript has 9 exons. NCBI's taxonomy places the organism in Eukaryota, Metazoa, Chordata, Actinopteri, Cyprinodontiformes, Rivulidae. The coding region runs from base 69 to 1286 and encodes 405 amino acids. The record is from RefSeq and is a predicted model, not a curated record.